CCUGUUUGUCCUAAAUUGUCAAAUGUUUCAGAGCGAGCCAGAGAUUGAGUAUUAUUUACCUGAGUUGCAAGCCCCACACACCAGUGUUGCAAACAAACCUUGGACUGAAGGAAAUCCUCAGACACAGAGGCUACAAUCUGGAGAGCGAUUGCAUGGAGAGAGAAAUGAGCUUAAAGCUGAGAGCAAGGGAAAACACAGCAGUCAGCAUGUUGAGGACACGGUUGCAGAGCACGACUUCCUGGGCUGCAUGUCAAGGCGUUCAGGUCUGCCACGUUGGAUCUUGGCUACAUGUCUCCUGUUGUCAAUCAUGGUGAUGCUGUGGCUGAGCUGUGCCAGCCUGGUAACAGCACCUGAGCAACAUGUAAAGACUCAGUUGAGCAUCAAUGGAGAUAAGGAGUUCCUAGACUACAUGCCAAAAGUCAACCCCUACCAUCUGACUUCAGUGAUUGCUGUAGCAGUUGGUCAUCAUGAUGAAGAAAAAGAGGCAGGGCCUCUGCCAGUCAAAGUUGACCUGAACAAAACCUCACUAUAAAACCAUUAUAACGUGUGUAAUCUGUUAGUAUUUCUGUCCCUCAAAUAGAGGAAGAAAUCAUCACAUUUAAGUUUUUUUAAAAUAAAAAUGCAUGGUUUAUUUAUUCUUAUUGAUAUUCCUAUAUAUAGGAACAGGUUACACACAGUGAAGCCAUUGAGUAAUAAGUAAUAUUGAUAUAGGUGUUUAUUGUGUUCACUAGACAGUGCUGCUUUCAAAAACAUUAAGAACAUGAUUAACCAAGCUGUGAUUGUAGCACUUAAGGGAUUUGGGAUGCUAGGAUGUUCUUUGAACUAGAAUGUCUGUAACGCAGCCAAGGUACUCCUUACUACAGUGAGCAAAAGACAAACAUUGACAGCAUCAUUUUCAAUUUGAUUAGUUAUGUUUGAAUAGAGAUUUUGACACUUGAUUUUGCCACAACAGGAGACAGGCCCUACUCAUGGAAUAAUCAUGUGUACAUACAUGUAGUUAUUUAUUUAUCUCCAUCACUAAUGUAUAUCACUUAUGUAUAAGAUCUUAUUGUACUUUAUCUCUCAUUUAGAUGCUAAUAGAUAAGAUGCUGUGAUUAAGUGGUAUUUACAGAAAGCUUCUAAUAAGAUUGAGUGAUACCUAGGUAAAGUAAGAAUGUAAAUAUCUCUUUUAUUCUUAAGAUUGUCGAAUGGGAUGAUUCUCCUACUUCUGCUUAGUGCUAGGGUUUGACAAAUAGAUCAUAUGUUACCAGCCGUAGAGCUCACUAGCCUCAUGGCUCUUCUAGUGCUGAUUGUGUUUCUUUUACCCAUGUGGUCCUAAUUGCAGUGCAUGCUAAUAUGUUUUGAGACCUAUCUGCCUACCCACUUAUGGCAAUAGACUAAUAUAUGCUGUUAAUAUUUGUGUUCAUAGCUUAAUGUUGAAGAGGCAAUGCAAUUAUAAAAUACAGAUGAGUUAAGUAAAUAAAUAUCACAAAGAUGUUAACUGCUUUUUAGGUACACGAUUGUUGCAUGACCAAAUCCAUAGUACAUAAUGAACAUAUUUUUUCCACAUAAUUAUCUGGCUGUUAGAAAUUUGUUUGAUCUACAGGAUUUGCUUCAGAACUCAUUAGUUAUUUAUUAUUAAUACAGAUUUUCUCUGUGUCCGCAUGUCAUGAAGUACACAAAACAGUAUAAGAAAAGAGAGAGAAUAUACUAGUUUAUUGAAAUUCUCAGUUUUCCUUUGCCAUUUUCAAAGGCAGCCACAAAGAGGGUGCUAUCUCUUACAGUUUAACCAUAGCAUUUAUGUAUUUGACUUUUCUGGUUUUUCAGCUAAAUCAGCAGCCAGACUGAACAUGAAUAACAUUUGCAUGGAUAAAAGUCAAUUCAUUAAUCAAGUAGCUAUAUAGUGCCACAUCUCUCUCUUUGUGUCACAAUCUUUAAUACUAACUGCCUCAAGUAUGAUAUUUAAGCGAUUAAUUUAAGGCAAUGCGUGCUAUGUUUCAGGGUAAUAUUGCCGCGAAUUAUAAACAACUCUAAUCACAUCCUUUCUUCUAUUAUUUUUUUUAUUUUUUCAUACAUUCUGGUUUGUUACAUGUGACUGUGCCCCCUAGUGAACACAUUUAUGUACAUGCAAGUAUGAUGGCAUGCAUUUGUGUGAAUUUUAUAACAUUUGUAAAAACUUAGCUUAUAUAUCAAUUGGCUAUUGGCUAUUAAUAAAUCCAAGCAUUUAUGCUAAUUAUUUAA
Molecule: messenger RNA, 2220 nt
Organism: Ictalurus punctatus (channel catfish)
Lineage: Eukaryota; Metazoa; Chordata; Actinopteri; Siluriformes; Ictaluridae
Product: transmembrane protein 59-like
Exons: 4
Coding region: 23-532 (169 amino acids)
Source: RefSeq, a predicted model, not a curated record